UCUCCUGUCUCUGCUGCUUCCCCUACUUGUGUUCUCUCACUCACUCUCUAAUAAAUAAAUAAAACCUUAAAAAUUUUUUUAAAAAUAGUUUUCUGCACUCAGCCAGCAGCCCAUUGGCCGAGGGUCAUGGGCGGCUUUUUGGAGCGUGUAGCGCUGCUGGGGUUGUUGAGCGGCCUGCAGGCCCCUGACCCAACCCUGCUCACAUGCCCCAACUCCAGUGGGUCCUCCUGGACCUGGGAGCAGACCCUGGUUGCAGUGCAGCCAGAUGGGGUGCAGUGGCGGCUUGCUGGGGAUGUGAUCCAGCGCUUUGAGAGGAGGGACUUCAAGGUGGUGGGGAUGAAGACACUGCAGGAACAUCAUCCAUGCAGUGACUCUGUGGAGGGGGCCGGAGAGAGACAGCUAUGGCUUCAGAGCAGUGAGCCGGUAGACUGGGCAGACAAAACCCACCAGAGCAGCAUCCACCCAACCUGA
This is a messenger RNA of Canis lupus familiaris (dog), 471 nucleotides long. Its product is annotated as nucleoside diphosphate kinase, mitochondrial-like. The record is from RefSeq and is a predicted model, not a curated record. Gene Ontology annotation, molecular function: nucleoside diphosphate kinase activity. The transcript has a single exon. Lineage: Eukaryota; Metazoa; Chordata; Mammalia; Carnivora; Canidae. Bases 127 to 471 code for a protein of 114 amino acids.